Molecule: messenger RNA, 10692 nt
Organism: Xenia sp. Carnegie-2017
Lineage: Eukaryota; Metazoa; Cnidaria; Anthozoa; Malacalcyonacea; Xeniidae
Product: repetitive organellar protein-like
Source: RefSeq, a predicted model, not a curated record
AAGCGGGAUUUGAACCACUUAAAUCUAAUUUUGUUACUGAACGAAAAUCUAUCCGUUCCAAUGUAUGUCAUGCUUGGGCUUAAGGAGUUACUCUUUAAUACGUUUUUCUACAUAAAUUUAAAGCUCAAUCUUUGAUGAUCCGUAACUUUGCGAGAUAUUUUCACCAUUAUUUUAUGUACCAGUUGCACGUCUUUUAGUAACAAAUUAUAUUCAUGUUUUUUUGCGGCAUUUUACCGCUUCUUUAACAUGAAUUUUGUAAUAAUUUUGGCUGUGUCCAUAGCUCAUCUAAUUUAAUUUAAUAACAAAUGGAUUAAGACAAAUGCGACGCAAUAAAUCAUUAAAUAUAACGUUGCCGUGGAAACAGAUUUUAUGAGCAUCAAAGUUGUAACUACAAUAAAUCUUGUUGACUACAACAUGUUUAUAUAACAUUUGCAGAUACUUAUUUCUACUGACGUUAAAUUAUCCAUACAAAUACAUACUAGUUUCUGAAAACCAUUUUAUUGAAACUCAAAAGAAAGAAAAGUUUUUUGGGUUGUGGUUUGGUUUGAAGUUUGUCCCAUCCUAUGGUAUUACCCAACAUGGAAGAUCGACAGAAAAUAUAGUCUGCGUAAUGGAUGGUUGUGAAGAUCUGGUUAAUUCUGUUUCGCGUGCCAGCGCAUGCGAAUCCUGUCAACAUAUCUUCAAUGAAAAAGAUAAGAUUAUUAAAGAUCUAAAUUUGAAGAUUGAAAGUGGAGAACACCACGUAACAACUCUUGAGGAUACUACGAAUAAUCUUCAAGAACAGAUUGUCAAUCUUAUGAAAGAAAAAGAAGCUAAAGAUGUUGAAACAAACGUUUGUCACCUUCAAAACAACAUCUCAACCCUCGAGGAUCAUCUUAAGCAUCUGGAAAAUGAGAAAAGAUGUCUCAACGAUAAGGUUAGUGAUUUUGAGCACGAAGUAGCAGGCUUGUCGCGUAUGUUUGGAAUGCAGCAAGAAAAGUUUCAGUAUGAAAUGAAAAAUCGUGAGAGAGUAAUUAAAGCAGGUGAAGAGAAAAGAGAAUGUCUGGAAAAAGAGUUGGAAGCCUGUAAAAAACAGCUGCAAAAUAAAAUCAAAGAUGACACCGACAGAAAAGAAGAUUUUGAAAAUCUUCAACUGUCUAUCAGGAAAAAAGACUUGGAAAUUUCAAAUCUUAUUCAACUGCAUGAGGACGCCAAAAAAUUAGUGAAGACACUAAAGGAAGAAGUUUUCGUGAGUAAUGAAGCUGCCAUCGAGGAGAAGAACAGGAAUAAAUUGUUAGAAAAUAAAAUGGAAAAUUACGCCACAAAUAUUGAAAUUUUGAGAAAGGAAAAUACUUCCUUAAGAAUGGAAAUAGAUAAGUUUCGCAACAAAAAUUGGAGGAUGAAUGAAGAAAAAACUCAAAUGGAAGAACAAUUAAAAAAGUUGACUUCCGAUGUGGAAACACUCAAAAUAGAAUUGAACGAAAAGCAAAACAGAUGUAUUGAAGUUGAAACAUGUAACACAAAGUUAAAUGAACAUAAGAUUGAAAAAGAGGAGAAAGUCCAGAAGUUGGAGGGGGAAAUUGAAGAAUUUCGAAAGGAGAUUGAAAAUCUGAAAAUGAAAGUUGUUCUACUUUCAGAUGAAAAACAAGCAUUGGAAAGCAAGAUAAAUGACACAAAAACAAAAUUACGAGAUUUUGUUGAAGAAAGAGAAACACUUGAAAAGGAAAUAGUGGAAUUACGAGAAUAUAGUAAGAAUUCAAAGCUUCAGUUAGAAAAAGAAACAAGCAAGGAAAAAAGAUUAGAAGAAGAAGUUCAGUCGCUUGGACGAAUCGUGCACGAUUUAAACAUUCGGAAUAAAGAGCAUUUUGACAGAUUGAAAAUAAGCGAAGAAACAUUAGAUAGAGAAACGAAAGAGAAGGAGAAGUUACAAGAUGAAGUCAAAUGUAUGGAAGAAGUCAUUAAAAAAUUGAAUUACAAGAGUAAAAAAAAUGAUGAAUGUUUUGAGGAAACUAAAAAGGAACUUGAGGCAGUGUCUGGUACAAAAGAACAUCUUUUGAUUAAUUUACGGAAACUUGAAGACGAAAACAAUAAAUUGCUCUUAAAAAUAAGUACACUUUCCGAUGAAAUACAAAACAUGCAUGACAUGUUGGAAAAGAAAGAUAAAUUGAUGGAUGAAUUACGACAAAUUGUGAAUGAAAAAUCCUCCAUCGUUUUGUGCCACGAGAGUAAAGUGGAAGAACUUCAGAAUUGUAUUAAUGAAGUUGAAGGUUUGAGAGAAAUGUCUCUUAAUGAGUUGAAUAAAACAAGGAAAGAAAUGCACCAGCUUAGAGAGGAAAAUAAACUUAUUAAUGCAAAUUAUAAAGAUACAACGAUUCAUUAUCAGGAUUGUCAACAUGAAUUGAGAAAAAAUGAAGAAUUGCUUAUAAAAAUCAAAAAGGAUUACGAAAAUCAAACAGAGGAACUAUCUCAGUUCAAAGAGCUAAAUAUAGAGCUAAACAAUUCUUUGAGAGGAUGCAAUGAUGAAAUUAGUCUACUGGUAGUUGAGAAAAGCGAACUUCAAAGGGAAGUGGAGAUUAAAAAAUGUUCCCUUGAAAACAGUUUGGGGAUGCAAUCAAGUCUGAAGCAAGAAAAUGAAUCUUUGAAAAUGCUGCUAGAAACCUUGAAAGAAAAUGAGAGUGCAAGUUUUCAUAAAUUAGCAGAGCUCAAGAAAAAGUUAGAAAUCGUUAGCAAGAAGCUUGAUGAGAAAACUGAUAAAAACAAUGAUUUAGAGAUCCAAUUAAGCAGUGCUUUUGGAAAGGCAGAGCGAUGGAAAAAGAUGAGUCUUGAAAUUAAAGAGGAGCGAAAUAAAUUUAAAGUGCAAUUAGCUGAUUUUGAUAAAGAUCUAAACGACAAAAAAUCCAAAAUAGCUGAAAAAAUGUCAUGUUUGGAAAAAGAAAAUGAAGUAUUACAAGGCGUUAUUAAAAGGUUAAAAUCAAACGAUGCAAUUUUGAGAGCUAAUGUAGAGGAACUACGUACUGAAGUUGAUAAACUAUCUGUUGAUAAUUCUGAAAAAGAAAUUGAGGUUGAAAAAUUAUCCAUAGAGAAAGAGCGGAUAGGGAAAUCCUUGCAGACAUUAGGGAACGUUUUAGAAGAAAACACGAGAUUAGAAAAAGAGAACAGUGAAAUCAUGUCUGAAAAUUUCCAAUUAGAAAAUAACAGCUCCCUUCAGGAUAAAGUAAGUAGUGUUGGACAGGAGUUUGAGCAAUUGCGUCAAGAACUGAAGUCCUUGCAAGACAAUUAUGACGUUUCACAAGGCCUUUUGAAUGAAAGUACCGGGGAAUGCAAAAAGUGGAAAAAAGAAUAUGUUGUUUGCCAAGAGAGCGUGGCGGAAUUGACCGAAGAGAAUGAAAGAUUGGCAAGGGAAAAUAUUCGACUCAAAGAAAAAGCGAAUAAACUUUUCCAAGAAAAGAGCAAUCUUGAGGAUAUCAUAGAAUCUCUGGAGACUAGUCAAACUUCAGAAAAUGAAACUCUUUGUAGAAAAAAUGCUUUAUUAGAGAAUGAGCUAGCAUCACGUCAAUGUGCUUUGAAAAAAAUCGAGGAAAAUGAAUCAAAGUUGUAUCGUGAGCUUGAAGAAAUGAAAGGAAACGUAGAGAAAACUAUAAACGAAAAUGACCAAAUAAAAGCAUCGCUAAAAAAAGCUAUCGGGGAAAAUACUCGCCUAAGAAAAAAAGCUGACGAUUUAAAUACAAAAAUCCAGCAGAUGGAGAAAGAGAAAAAUAUAGUCAUUGAUUUACAAACAGAAUUGACUGGAAAAGACAAGAUAUUGAGAAAACACAAAGAAAAUAUCAACCAGUUGAAUGAAUCCAUAUCUUUACUCACUAAUCAGCAAAAUGACUUAAAGGAUAAAUUGCAGAAGAAAGAAAUUAAAAUCAAUGAUUUGAACACUGUUAUAGAAAAAGAAAGAAUCGAUGCUACAGUCCAAUACGAUAAGAUUAUGAUAUUAGAGAAUGAAAUCCAGAUGCUUAAACAGAAGGAAUUGAAGUACACAGAUGAAUUACACAACGAGAAAGAAAACAGGAAGGAAGCAGAUGCGUCAUAUAUUAAAGUAGUUAAAGAGAGAGAUGAUCUAGCAGACGCGUUAAAAAUAACAAAAGACACAUUAACGAAGAAUAUUGGUGUUUUGAAAAAUGAAAAUCAAGAUCUUGCAAACGACGUGCUAAAUGCAAAUGAAAACAUUGAAAAAAUGAACCACUUUUGUGAGAAUUUAGAAAAUAGAAUAGUGGAACUGGAAGACGAGAACAAGUUUCUAGAAGAGAUAAAACAUCAACUAGAUGAAAACGUAAAAAAGAAAUUUGAUGAGAUCAAUAAUCUUACUGUGGAAAUAAACACAUUGAAAGAUGAAAAUAUACGUUUGCAAGAACAUGCUGAGAAUGUCGACAAAAUCUUAACUUUGCAAAAUCCUGCUGCAUUAAACCAGGUAAUUAAAAAUGACAUAAAGAUUUUGUAUGACAAAUUGAGCGAACCCCAAAGUAGUGGUGAAUUAAAAAGUAUUGAAAUUAAAGAACUUCGAAGGAAAUUGUCGAAUGUCAAUGAAAUCAAACUAAAUGCAGAAAUGAGUCUUAUUGACAGUCGCCAAGAACAGGAAAGACUUCAGAGUCAAAAUCUUCGACUGCAAGAUAAUUACACAAGACUUCAAAAUCUCGUAAAGCAGGAAGUAGCAUUGAAAAUGGAAAAAGAAGAAACAGAAAACAGGAUCAGUGAAUGUAAGGAGACGAUUGAGCAAUUUAAGUCUUUAAAGGAAGAACUUUUGGCUUCAGUCGAGAAGCUCACUCGUUUGAAAGAAGAAGGAUUGAUCGAUGUUAAAACACUUUCUGAGAAAAAUGAAAAAUUGUUAUCAGAAAAAAAUAGUCUUAUCGACCUGGUUUCUUUUCAUAAUGAAGAAAUAGAAAAGGUAAAAAAUGAUAAGAAUGGGGUUAUUUCUGAAUUGAAAUCAAAAACUCAAGAAAAAGAUAACGAAAUUAAUCAGCUAAAAGAUGAGAUCAAAGGAAAGAAUGAAGAUAAUUGUAGAUUGAAUAAAGCACAAAAUGAUCUUCAAGAAAGUUUGCAAAAAAUUAAAGAAGAAAUAAACGACCUUGAGAAUGAAAAUGAAGAUCUCUUGUUUGAGCUUGAUGAACUGAAAGGUGCUAAUCAAAAAGCGAAAGAUGUUCUUUGUUCAGUGCAGGGUGAAAACAGUGCUUUUCAAGAUGAGUUGAAGGAUAAAGAAAAAUCUUGGAACGAAGAAAAAGAAUUAUUUUCGAUGAAUUUAUGCGAGAUAAGAAGUAAGAGCGUUAAAUUAAAUGAUCAAUUGACUCUUGCAAAUGAAAGAAAUGUUAAACUCAGAGAAUUAGAAAAAGUAUUAAGCGAUGGAAGUUCAUGUAAACAGCAAGAAGAAAAUGGAUCGUAUUUUGAAAGAAAAGAAGAAGAACAUGAAGAAGAUCGUCAUAAUUUUGAGAAAGUCAAAGAAACAUUGAAUUUAGAAAUUUACAACCAACUGACAUCAAUAAAGGAUUUCAUGGUCGCAUCUGAACUCGACUUGAAAUCUUUGAAAUCUGAGUAUUUUGAUCUCAAAAAAAAGUUCAACGCGCAUAAAAUAUUGUACGAUGAACUUAAUAAUAAGUACGAGGAGUUGCAGGAUGAAUAUUCUGUUCUGUUAUUUAGUCGUGAUGAAGCGCUUUGUAAAGUUACUGAACUUGCAGAAUCUUUAUUAAAUGCAGAGGCAAACUUGGAAACAUGGAAAACGUCACAGGUCGAGGAAGACUUGAAAAUAUCGCAGGAGCUGCAAAAGAUGCAGAGAGAAUUGACCAUGGCCUGUGAAAGAUUUAAAGCCAGCUGCUUUGAAGUUAGUUGCUUAAAAGAAACUAUUAUAAGGAAAGACAAAUAUAUUGCGGAAUUUGAAAAAUCAAUGAAGGAUUCAGCGUGUCGAGAUAGAUUUCAUCAAAUCAAAAUUAAAGAGCUGGAAGCAAAGAAUGAAGUAAUUGAGAAUUUAAAUAAAAAAUAUGAGAUUGAUAAAAACGAACAUAAUAGAAAAAUAGAAGAACUAAUGCAAGACUUAAAACGCCAAGAAUUAACAAUGGAGAAAGAAAUAACGAGGAAAAAAUGCAUUCAAACCGAAAAAGCAAAACUAAAUCAACAACUUGAGCAUUCAAACAAAUAUUGUAGCGAGGCGACCAAUGUCAUACAUGAGUUGAAGCAGAAGUUGGGCGACUUGAAAAUUCUUUAUCAGGAAACGUUUAGGAUAAAAAAUUGCAAAAUUGAAAACGACGAAACAAAAGUUAAAGAACUGCAUCAAAGAAAUGAUUUGAAUCGGAUGAAGGAAUAUACCACUGUUAACCUUGAAAAUAUUGAAGAGGAGAAGAAAGAAUUCUUGGUAAUAUUAAGCCACAUUAAGCAAGAAAAAGAGGCAGUAAACAUUGCUUUAAGAAAGUUGUUUGCUGUUAAUUUCCGUUCAGAUACUUCAAGUGACGAAGAAUUAACAACUCUUGAGAUAUUUGAAAAGAUUAUUGAGUGCAACAAACAUUUGUGGGAACGUGAAGAAUUUUUACUAAAAGAAAAAGAAGAUCGACUUCUGCAUAUCGUAGAAUUAAAGAAAGAGAACACAAACAUCAACAAGCUUUACCAGAAUGAAUGCAUGGAAACUCAGAUGCUGAGAGAAAAAAAUGAGAAUCUUACAGUUGUAGCUGGGAAAUUACAAAAUGAAUUACAUGACAUUAAUUCUGAAAUGGAGCAAUUUCAAGCCGAAAUAUUCGAAUUAAAAAUUAAUCUAGAAUCAGUAAGACAUGGACGUGAUGAACAUCAAUAUCAGUGUGAAUUACUACGAAGGGAAAAAGAAAAUUUAGAAGAUGACGUGAACUCCAUAGAAGAUGAAAUAGAAGAACUCACAUCAAAACUUAACGAAUCUGUUAAUUACAUAAAUGGUUAUCAUGUAGAGUUUACUGAAGAUAUUGUAGAUGACAGUGGUGUGGCCUCAGAAGAUAAUGUAGAUGACUACGCUGAGGGCUCAGAAAAAAACUUGUUCCAGAUGACUCCAGAUGAUGAACUACUUGACAGUGGUAUUUUUGUCACUGGUCCGCCAACAUCUCUCAAAUUGCCCUCGAUUUCCUCUACCAAAGACGAAACAGCAUGCAACAAAAAGAUGCAUAAUUUACAUAUUGUUGUUGAUAAAAGUUUUGAAACAUUUUUAAAGCUAUGUUCAUCUCUUGGUGUAAGAUUAAAAACCUGCUCUAUCAAAGAAAAGCAGCUUGUCAAAGAAAUGAGUGUGUUAAAGAAAACGUCUCUUGAAAACGAAGAGCUAUUGGGUUCUCUUGAACAGGAAAUUGUGAGUUUGGAGUUAUCGCAAAAAUCAUUGCAACAGCUUUUCUAUGAAAAAGAAAAUGAUUUGAAUGAUUGUUUGAAAAAACUUGAUCAGUCGAAUAAAGAGAGAGAAAUUGAACUUAAUAUCUUGGAAGAAAUAUUACAAAAACUUAACAAAAAGGAAAACAUCUUGAAUGAAGAGCUACCUCAGACAAUAAAUGGAGAUCAACUUGAGCGUUUAUAUUUGUCUGAAAUAAUUGAGCAUCGUAAGAAAAUAUUACUUGAAGAAAGCAAGAAACCUAAUCAUGAUGAUGCUAUACAGAAGCAAAAAAUAUCGAAGCUGUGUAUGAAACUUUCUGAGCUUGAUAAACAAAUUGAUUGCAUCGAGUUAGCAAAUCAGAUGAUGAAAAAUUACUGUUUAGGUCUUGAAGAAACAAUCAAGCAACUUUAUCGGCAAGAGAAGCAAUCCAAAUCCACACUAAACAUAAGAAGAGCUCAAGUUGAAGAUUUGCAAAAGCAAAAGAAAAAUGACAGUAAACGAAUUGGUAGUUUAUCAGGAAAUAUAUUAAAAUGUGAAAACACGAUUCACAUGCUAAAGACAAGUUGUAUAGAGAAGCAAGAGUUGCUUUUAGAAAUUGAUGAAAGAUUUAUGGAGUCGAAAGACCAUGUUAACAAGGCACUAUGUGAACUUUCUCAACUUAAAGAAAAUGAUGUUCGUGCCAGGCUGGAAAUAGGCUUCUUGACCGAUCAGCAAGCAGCACUAAAGGAACAAAUGAAAAACGAUAAAGUAAAUAUUAAACAAAUGUCAAUGGAAUUAAGUGAAAAAGAUGAAAAGCUAAGAAAAAAUGAAACACAACUAAAACUUGUUAAUGAACUUUUAGUUGAAAUGAACAACUGCAAAGAUUGCUUGGAAAUUGAUUUUUGUGAAGUAAAAAAGAAUAACUCUGCCUUGAGGAAAGAUGUUGAAGACUUGAAAAAUGAAAAUAAAUGUCUUAAUGAGAGUUUAAACUUAAAAGAUGAUGAAGUGAGUCAAAAGAACAAAGUAAACAAACAACUUAAUACAACAAACGAAAAAAUGAGAAAGAACAUUGAGCAACACCGUCAUCUACUCUUUGAAGCCACCAAGGAGAAGGAAAACAUUACAUCUGAAGCAAAAGUCGUUUAUAAUUUAGUUGAAGAAUUAAAAAGUAUUGUUGAUCCCAACAGUCCGUCGAAGCAUUUUCAAUUUUCUUCCAAAGAAGGGAUAAAUACAUGUAAUCUCAUCAGAGCGAUACAUAGAAACAUCAAAGAUUUGACACUUGCAUAUCAUAAAUUACUAGAAGAACGUGAUUGUUACAAAAAGAAGAUUGUGAUGCAAGAUUCCAAGUUGGAAGAUACCAAGCAACUUAGAUCAACUAUGGAAAUGGAAAGAAAAACACUUGAUGAUGAAAUUUCUACUCUGUGCAAGAUUGUGGCGAAGACUCGUUUUUGUCAAAGAACAAUGAAAAGCACAAUUGUUGAAACAACAGCUCAAAAAGAGGAAGUUGAAAAGAAAUUAGAAAUCACAACGAAAAAAACGUCUGACUUGGAGAAAGCUUUGCAAGAGCAGAUUAAAUUACAUAAAGAUUGUUCUGUCAUGAAAACAAAAGCAAAGGAAUUGGAAAAGGACAAGGAAAUUUCAGACAAACAAUGUGAGAAAGAAAACAAAAAGGUUUUAUUUCUGUUGGAGAAUAUUAAAGAUUUAAAAAAUGAAGUAAAUAAUGAACAAAGAAACAGAGAACAACUUGAAAAAGAGAUGUCAGAAACAAUUGAUGAUGAAAAAGAGAAAAUAGAAACACUUGAGUUAAAAAUCAAGGAAUUGCAGUCCAAGCUUGAAUUUGACAUGAAUACUUGUGACAGUGCAUUACAACAACUGAAGAGCGAAUUAAGUUUAUCAGAAAGCUUGAGAUCUGAACUGGAAGAAAGAAUCACAAAUUAUGAAAAACAACUGUCGGACACAAGCGAUAAAAACGCAAACUUUCAACGAGAAAUUCAAGUUCAAAAUGAAACAAUAGAGAAGUUUACUACCCAAGAACAAGAGUUUAUCAAUGAAAAAAAUGAACGCAAAGUUGUUGAAGAAAUGACAACUAAAUUAUCAUCUUUGAAGAAUGAAAGCGCGCAAUUGUUGAAAACAAUGAAAGGAAUAAAAACUGAAUUACAUGAAGUAAAGAAAGUAAACAUUGAACUUGACUCCAAGAAAGUGACACUCCAACAAGAAAGGCAUGAUAUCUGUGAGAAACAGAAAAGUUUGAUAGAACGCUGCGAGUUAUUGAAUGAAGAAAAGUCAAAAGUCGAAAAAAUACGAGAUAAACAUGAGAAAGUUAUUGUUGAGUUGGAAAAUGAAAGAACUGAGCUUCUCGCAUCUUGUGAAGAGAUGGAAAGAGUCAAACAACGCAAUAAAAUACUCCACAAAGAGAUAUCAACUCUGGAGGAACAGAAAAAUCUUAGCAAACAUGAAAAUGAGGAGUUAAAAAUCAAGUAUGGUGUAAUUAUGUUAAAAUUUGAUGCAACUAAGGAGAAGUUAGAGACGUUAAAUCAACGUUUUAAUGCACUAAAUGAAGAAAAAACAAAAAUUCAAGAAUCUGUUGAAUUAUACAAGAUAGAGAACGUAAAUUUCGUAGAAAAGCUUGCUUUACUAGAACAGGAAGUUGAAGCUAAGAAUAAAGAAAUGAAACACUUGAAGGAAAAUUUUGCAAAACUUGACGAAGAAAAAAAAGAAAUGCAUGAGAUGGCUUUGAAAAAGGAAGUUCGGUUAUCAGUCUUGGAAACUGAUCUCAAGUCCUACACUGAAUAUUCUAAUCUUCUUGAAAAACGAGUUGCUGAGGAAUCUGACAAAUGUUCUACUCUUCAAUUGAAAAAAGAGAUGCUCGAACGUGAAGUAUGCAAUCUUCAAAAUAAACUUGAUGCAUUUAUUUCUACAAUUGAAGAUUUGAAGUCAUAUUUAAAGGCAAAAGAUGGGGAAAUAGAUGAUGCGAAACAAGCUUUAAAGGAGAAGACUAGAGUAAACGUUCAGUUGAUAGAAAACUUUGCCAAACUAAAGAAUACUUUAGAUGAUUGUUUAAUCAUUAAAAAGAAGAGUGAAGAAAAGUUGGAACGAGCAGGUGAAUUAUUAAAGCAGGAAAAGGCACUGACAAAUAACUUAACAAAGGAAAAAAUGCAGUGAACAAGAUCUUCAGUGCAAAAUUACAAAGUUAAAUGAAAGAAUGAACUAUUUUACAUGUGAGUUGGCGACUUCUACAACUAGAGAAACUUUGUAUAAACAAAAAAUUGGCUCUAUGGAAAUAACAUUGGAUAAAAUAGAAAACGAGUCAAAGAUAAAUGUUGUUACGAAUAAUGAUAAUAAUGAAAGAAAAACAGGACUACUCAACGAUAUGAAAAUAGUCGAGG